Rhinopithecus roxellana (golden snub-nosed monkey) is the source of this 4632-nucleotide messenger RNA. Its product is annotated as zinc finger protein 28. The record is from RefSeq and is a predicted model, not a curated record. The coding region runs from base 147 to 2303 and encodes 718 amino acids. Gene Ontology annotation, molecular function: DNA-binding transcription repressor activity, RNA polymerase II-specific. The transcript has 4 exons. Lineage: Eukaryota; Metazoa; Chordata; Mammalia; Primates; Cercopithecidae. Gene Ontology annotation, biological process: negative regulation of transcription by RNA polymerase II.
GGUUUCUGUCUUGCGCGCGCAGAUUCGCGCAGACCAGGAAGCGGAUACGUGGAGUGAGGGUCACACCGCGGAGGAUUGACUUCUAAAGACUCUUGGUACAUGAGGAAGAAACCUGGAAGAGGAAGAGGAAAGCAAAGGAGUCAGGGAUGGCUCCUCCUCAGGGUCUGUUGACAUUCAGGGAUGUGGCCAUAGAAUUCUCUCAGGAGGAGUGGAAAUGCCUGGACCCUGCUCAGAGGACUCUAUACAGAGACGUGAUGUUGGAGAAUUAUAGGAACCUGGUCUCCCUGGAUAUCUCUUCCAAAUGCAUGUUGAAGACAUUGUCAUCAACAGGGGAAGGCAAUAGAGAAGUGAUCCUCACCAGGACAUUGCAAAGACAAGCAAAUCAUCACACUGGAGAUUUUUGCUUCCAGAAAAUUGAGAAAGACAUUCAUGGCUUCGAGUUGCAGUGGAAAGAAGAUGAAACAAAUGGUCAUGCAGCACCCAUGACAGAAAUCAAAGUGUUGACUGACAGUACAGACCGACAUGAUCAAAGGCAUGCUGGAAACAAGUCUAUUAAAGAUCAGCCUGGAUCAAGCUUUCAUUCACAUCUGCCUGAACUGCACAUAUUUCAGCUUGAAGGGAAAAUUGAUAAUCAAGUUGUGAAAUCUCUCAACGAUGCUUCCUCAGUUUCAACAUCCCAAAGAAUUUCUUGUAGGCCCAAAACCCGUAUUUCUAAUAAGUAUGGAAAUAAUUCCCUCCAUUCUUCAUUACUCACACAAAAAUGGGAAGUACACAUGAGAGAAAAAUCUUUCCAUUGUAUAGAGAGUGGCAAAUCCUUUAAUUGUAGCUCACUUUUAAAAAAAUAUCAGAUAAUCCACUUAGAAGAGAAACAAUGUAAAUGUGAUGUAUGUGGCAAGGUCUUUAAUCAGAAGCGAUACCUUACAUGCCAUCAUAGAUGUCACAUUGGUGAGAAACCUUACAAGUGUAAUGAGUGUGGUAAGACCUUUGGUCACAAUUCAUCCCUCUUCAUUAACAAGGCACUUCAUACAGGUGAUAAACCUUAUAAAUGUGAAGAAUGUGACAAAGUUUUCAGUCGCAAAUCACAUCUUGAAACACAGAAGAUAAUUUGUACUGGAGAGAAAACAUACAAAUGUAAGGUUUGUGACAAAGCUUUCACAUGUAAUUCAUACCUGGCAAAACAUACUAUAAUUCAUACUGGAGAGAAACUUUAUAAAUGUGAUGAAUGUGGCAAGGUUUUUAAUCGACUAUCAACCCUUGCACGCCAUCGUAGACUUCAUACUGGAGAGAAACCUUUUGAAUGUGAAGAAUGUGACAAAGUUUUCAGCCGUAAAUCACACCUUGAAAGACAUAAAAGGAUUCAUACUGGAGAGAAACCAUACAAAUGUAAAGUUUGUGACAAGGCUUUCGCAUAUAAUUCAUAUCUGGGAAAACAUAGUAUAAUUCACACUGGAGAGAAACCUUACAAGUGUAAUGAAUGUGGCAAGGUUUUUAAUCAACAGUCAACUCUUGCACGCCAUCAUAGACUUCACAGUGCAGAAAAACCAUACAAAUGUGAAGACUGUGACAAAGUUUUCAGGUGCAAAUCACACCUUGAAAGACAUAGGAGGAUUCAUACUGGAGAGAAACCAUACAAAUGUAAGGUUUGUGACAAGGCUUUCCAGAGUGAUUCGUGCAUUACAGAACAUCAGAGAGUUCAUACUGGAGAGAAACCUUACACAUGUAAUGAAUGUGGCAAGGUUUUUAGUACAAAAGCAAACCUUGCAUGUCAUCAUAAACUUCAUACUGCAGAGAAACCUUACAAAUGUGAAGAAUGUGAGAAAGUUUUCAGUCGCAAAUCACACCUGGAAAGACAUAGGAGGAUUCAUACUGGAGAGAAACCAUACAAAUGUAAGGAUUGUGACAAGGCUUUCCGGAGGGAUUCACACCUGGCACAACAUCAGAGAGUUCACACUGGAGAGAAACCUUACAAGUGUAAUGAGUGUGGCAAAACCUUCCGUCAGACAUCAUCCCUUAUAAUCCAUCGUAGGCUUCAUACUGGAGAGAAACCUUACAAGUGUAACGAGUGUGGCAAGACCUUCAGUCAGAUGUCAUCCCUUGUAUACCAUCAUAGACUUCAUAGUGGAGAGAAACCUUACAAGUGUAAUGAAUGUGGCAAAGUUUUUAAUCAACAAGCACACCUUGCACAGCAUCAGAGAGUUCAUACUGGAGAGAAACCUUACAAGUGUAAUGAGUGCGGCAAGACUUUCAGUCAGAUGUCAAACCUUGUAUACCAUCGUAGACUUCAUAGUGGAGAGAAACCUUAAAAGUAUAAUGAGAGUGGCAAUGCCUUCCAUCACAAUUCAACCCUUAUAAGUCAUAAAGCCAUUCGUACUGGAGAGAAACCUUACAAGUGUAAUGAAUGUGGCAAGGUUUUUAAUCAAAAAGCAACCCUUGCACGUCAUCAUAGACUUCAUACUGGAGAGAAACCUUACAGAUGGGAAGAAUGUGACAGAGUUUUCAGUCGCAAAUCAAACCUUGAAACACAUAAGAAAAUUCAUACUGAAGAGAAACCAUAUAGAUGUAAGGUUUGUGAGAAGAUUUUCGCAUAUAAUUCAUACCUGGCAAAACAUCCUAGAAUUCACACUGGAGAGAAACCUUAGAAGUGUAAUGAAUGUGGCAACACCUUUGGUCAAAAUGCACGCCUUGUAAUUCAAAAGACAAUUCAUACUGGAGAGAAACCUUACAAGUGGAGUGAAUGUGGCAUGGUUUUUAAUCAACCAUCACAUCUUGCAAGUCAUCAUAGAUUUCAUUCUGCAGAGAAAUCUUAAAAAUGUGAAGACUGUGACAAGGUUUUCAGUUGCAAAUCACAGCUUGAAAGGAUAAUUCAUACUGGAGGAAAACCAUACAAAUGUAAGGUUUGUAACAAGGCUUUUGGGAGUGAUUCACACCUGGCAAAACAUACUAGAAUUAACACUGGAGAGAAACCUUACAAGUGUAAUGAGUGUGGCAAAACCUUCCGUCAGACAUCAUCCCUUAUAAUCCAUCAUAGGCUUCAUACUGGAGAGAAACCUUACAAGUGUAACGAGUGUGGCAAGACCUUCAGUCAGAUGUCAUCCCUUGUAUACCAUCAUAGACUUCAUAGUGGAGAGAAACCUUACAAGUGCAAUGAGUGUGGCAAAGUCUUUAGUGGGCAGUCACCACUUAUUCACCAUCAAGCAAUCCAUAGUAUACAGAAAGUUAACUAAUGUAAUGAUUGUCACAAAGUUUUCAGCAAUGCUACAAUCAUUGCAAAUAAUUGGAGAAUGCAUAAUGAAGAGAGAUCUUACAAGUGUAAUAAAUGUGGCAAAUUUUUCAGACAUCGUUCAUAUCUUGCAGUUCUUUGUCCAACUCAUGCUGGAGAGAAACCUUAUAAAUGUCAUGAUUGUGGCAAGGUCCUCAGUCAAGUUUCAUCCUACGCAAAACAGGAGAAUUCAUACAGGAGAGAAACCUCACAAGUUUGAUGAUUGUGGCAAAGCCUUUACGUUCACAUCUCAAUUGGCAUCAGAAAAUCCAUACUGGACAGAAAUCUUACAAAUGUCAUCAGUGUGGUAAGGUCUUCAGUCUGAGGUCGCUCCUCACAGAACAUCAGAAAAUUCAUUUUGGAGACAGUUAUUUCAAAUGUGAUAAGUAUAGCAAACCAUCAAGCAUGAGUUGACAUUACAGUCAAACAAGCAUUGACCUGAGUUUGAGUUGACUUAACAUUGAGUUCAAGCAUUAAUUGACAUUAAACUGUUUAUGUUAAGAGGAUUGGACUGGGUGCUGUGGCUCAUGCCUGUAAUGCCAGCACUUUGAGAGGCCAAGACAGGUAGGUCACUGGAGGUUAAAAGUUUGAGAACAGCCUGGCCAACAGACGGGAGCCACUUUUCCCAGCCUGUGUUUUCAUUUCUUUUUUUUUUUCUUUUUUUUUUUUUUUGAGAUGGAGUCUUGCUCUGUCACCCAGGUUGGAGUGCAGUGGCAUGAUCUCGGCUCACUGCAGCCUCUGCCUCCCAGGUUCAAGUGAUUCUCCUGCCUCAGUCUCCCGAGUAACUGGGACUACAGGUGCGUGCCACCAUGCCUGGGUAAUUCUUUGUAUUUUUAGUAGAGACUGGGUUUCAGCGUGUUCGCCUGGAUGAUCUUGAUUUUCUGACCUUAUGAUCCACCUGCCUCCACCUCCCAAAGUGCCGAGAUUAUGAGUGUGAGCCACCGUGACUGGCCUGUUUUUUGUUUAACAGAAAGUUAUAUGGAUUUCUAUGAGUGUUGUAUUGAAUCUAAAUCACAUUUGGUUAUGUAAUCAUUGAGCAAUACUAAUUUUUCCAAUCAAUAUGGGUUGUGUAUGUAUUUAUACAUUUUUAAUCAUUUUGAUCAAUGUUUGUAGAUUUCAAGGUACAAGCUUCUCACCUUUAUGUUUAUUCCUAAGUAUUUCUUACUUUAAGCUCUUUAGCAAAUGGAAGUGGUUUUUAAUUUUCUUUUAAAAUUAUUUGUUGUUAAUGUAUGGAAAUCCAACUAAUUUUUGGUGCUGUUAUUCUAUUCUGCAAAUACACUGAAUGUGUUCCAGUUGUACUUUGGUUGACUGUGAUUUUCUUCACAGAAGAUCAUGCCGUCUACAAACAAAUAGAAUUUGACUUCUUUCUUUCU